Messenger RNA from Psilocybe cubensis, 3276 nucleotides. RefSeq lists its product as uncharacterized. The coding region runs from base 1 to 3276 and encodes 1091 amino acids. NCBI's taxonomy places the organism in Eukaryota, Fungi, Basidiomycota, Agaricomycetes, Agaricales, Agrocybaceae. The transcript has 17 exons. Gene Ontology annotation, biological process: carbohydrate metabolic process. The record is from RefSeq and is a predicted model, not a curated record. Gene Ontology annotation, molecular function: UDP-glycosyltransferase activity; hexosyltransferase activity.
AUGGCACCGAAUGUGUCCCGCAUAUUUUCAAGGCGUAAGCCGACCAAGACUGCCAGCACAGAUAGUGGCAAGGGCGACGCGGACACGACCUUGAGCCCUAAGAGGUCACCUUCUCAAUCCUCUAGUAGCUCUCAAAGCUCUACGAAUUCGCACUUGAUAUCUUCGUUGUACAACGAAGCUGGAAAGUUUGAAAAGAUCCUCCUCUCUUCCGGUUGUAUCAGCCCUCGAGAUUCGCCCAACGGUACUAGCGGUUUUGACGACCUUGUCAUGCGUGAUCUUACUAAGAGCGAGCGCGCUUAUGCCAAUCACGAUGCCAGAAUUCUAGCAGCCGGAAAUUCAUGGGUAUCCUUAGCAGACUUAGACGAAAGUCUUUUUUCCGACAUCGACAGCAACAGUGCAGAGAUCGCGAGUGUCACAACGGCAUCUACUACUCAGAGUUCCAGUGAUGGUUCUGAGCGUCCGAAGCCUGCCAUUCAUCGAGCCUCAACAAUUGACAGUCAAUCCUUGGAGUCUAUGGAGCCGGAAGACAUCGUCAACAUACUCAUAGACGAGUUUGGAGUCAUAGCUGCUCCUGGGGAGGAAGAAAAACUGAUUUUGGAGACGGAUGGGGCACUUCUACAUGAUGUGGCUAUUGUGGGCGUCAUUCAUUUAACGACACAUCGUUUAACUUUCCAUGCCUCUUUACAAGCAACUCGUCCCGACUUAUCAUCUUUACAAGAGCCAAUAAAGGCAGGUCCGGCGAUAAUGCAUCGUAAAGGGUGGAGGACGAAACGCCGUGUCUGGGUCGAACUUACGCAUGAUAUGCUGUGCGCAUAUUCCUCAAGUAACGAAGACGAGAAAGCACGUCCCUUGUGUUCGCUUCUUCUGUCAUUUGUAAAGGAUGUCGUUCCUUACGACAAAUCAGCGCCACGGGUCAUACGAUUCAACCUAGACCAGCAUGUCACAAGCGUUAACGAAUAUGCGGAGUUCGAUACCGAAGAAUCAGCUCAGGAAUGGAGAAGGGAAAUCAAGGGCGCUAUCUUUAGCUAUCGCCAUCUCAGACGGGAGCUCUUUGCAAGCCCAACACCAGAGUCAAGCGGUGUGAGAUUCCACUGUCCACUCAUACAAAUAGACAGCCUGAAAUGGGUCCACGAAUCCAUUUUUGCCUCGGUCGUCUCUAUGAAAGUGAAAUUAGAGACUUCUGAAUUCCGGUUCGACAAUGAGAACCUACCUCAAUCGCAAGUUUUUGAACUAGGGCCAUGCGAAACUAUUCCUGCCUGGCAACGCCUGGGCGACUACGUUGCAGAGGCAAAAGAGGCUCACAGAGAGCGAGAUUCUUACCCUCCGGUGGUAGUUGAUUUUGGGCCGUACAACUUUUUUGAAACCGAUUAUGGUCCAAUAAAAUCUCCUGGCAAGCUUUCUGCUCGUGGUGAGACGGCCGUGCGUGUUGCCUUGGGAUUUAGUCCCGAGUCAACUGUUUGGAUUGUAAGGGCUCGCAUCAAUCGCUCUAUAUCUUGCACUGGCUAUUUUGCUCUCUCGGAUACUCAUUUGGGAUUCUGGUGCAAAAAUAUCACACAAGCCGACCUCCGCUAUCGGUUACCACUUUCCAGCGUACGAUCCGUCAAGCCGUUCAGCAUGAAUUGGAUCUCAGUCGAAGGCAUUACAAUAACCAUUGAGGGCAAACCGGACUUGAACUUUACGUUCAAAACCGCACUUAUUCGUGACCAGGCUAUAAAGAAUAUCACGUCGUCUAUGUCAUCACUCCAGAUUGGACAGUUAAAUCUAUCUUCCGUACCCUCUUCCCCCACAAGUACCAAGUCAUCAUUCAGUUUCAACUCUUAUACACCACCGUCAUCUCUAUCCGGGAAGCUCGACCCGGUCAGCUUCUUUGCCCCCCUCUCUCGUUCCCUCGCUGCCGCUGCUGAAGCAGCAGCACACAGUACUCUUCCGCGCAUGGAUCGACUAAACCAAAUACCAAAAGUUUUAAAUUUUCCACGUGAAGUUUUGAUCACGGAGAAAUAUUUGCACUUCGUUUGUCUUACAAUCGGUUCACGAGGAGAUGUCCAGCCAUACAUUGCUCUAGGUGUCAGGUUGAUCAAGGAAGGUCAUACGGUGACAAUUGUCACACACGAAGAAUACCGGGACUGGGUUGUCGGGUUUGGAAUACGACAUCGAACAGCAGGUGGAGACCCUGGUGCUUUGAUGAAGCUUAGCGUCGAAAAUAAGAUGUUCUCCCCGGAAUUUUUCAAACAAAGUUUGAUGAACUUUCGGCCAUGGCUUGACCAGCUCCUUGUUGACUCUUGGGCUGCGUGUCGAGAUGCUGAUGUAUUGCUUGAGAGUCCCUCUGCAAUGGCAGGGGUACACAUAGCGGAGGCCCUGAAUAUUCCAUAUUUCCGAACUUUCACAAUGCCUUGGACUAAGACCAGUGAAUUCCCGCAUGCAUUUUUAAGCCCUCCUGUUGACUCGCCCACUUUCAACGCUGCUUCUAAUGUGAUGUGGGCUGCGACUUCUGGUCAAAUCAACAAAUGGAGACGCAACACUCUAGGACUAGCUAGUACCGAUAUGGGACAUUUGGCUCAAUCGAAAAUCACCUUUAUCUACAACUUUUCAAGAGCCGUUGUACCAAAGCCAUUAGAUUGGCCUGACACUACAAUCGUCUCGGGAUAUUGGUUCCUUGACAAUCCGGACAUCGGAUGGACCCCUCCUCAAGAGCUUUUGGAUUGGAUGCAGAAAGCUCGUGCAGACGGCAAACCUAUUGUUUACAUUGGCUUCGGAAGCAUUACUGUACCUCGGCCAAAUAAAGUUACUGCGACUAUCUUCAAGGCCGUCCUCAAGAGUGGGGUAAGAGCUAUCGUUUCAAAGGGCUGGUCGGCACGAAUGAGCAAAGGAGAUGACAAAGAUCCUGUUGUACCAACACCUCCGGAAUGCUUCCUUUUGGAUAAAGUACCCCAUGAUUGGUUGUUUCCCCGCAUCGACGCUGCAGUUCAUCACGGCGGUGCGGGGACAACCGGCGCAAGUCUCAGGGCUGGCAUUCCGACAAUCAUCAAACCCUGGUUUGGGGAUCAAUUCUUUUGGGCAGCGAGGGUGCAGGUCUUAGGGGCUGGACUCAAGGUGUCUUCUCUUCACUCUAAUGCGUUAGCGGCAGCUAUGGUGAAAGCUACCACAGAUCGUGCUAUGAAAGCAAAAGCCGCGUCUGUCGGUGAAGCGAUCCGCAAGGAGGACGGCGUUCACACUGCUAUAUACACAAUCUAUACUUAUCUACACCGCGCAUCACUAAACAGGGCAUCAUUGACAUAG